GAGUCGUGAGCAGAUUUUGUCAUCCCGGCAUCGUUGCGCGUUUCUGUCCCGAGAACCGUCAGAAAAAGGAAUAGGCAAUAGAAAAUAGGCAGUAAACAAGCGAAAUGGCCGGGCUAACGUCGUUGGAAGCUGUAAAAAGGAAAAUUAAAGCAUUACAAGAGCAGGCUGACGGUGCAGAAGAGUCGGCAGAGAGGCGGCAGAAGGAACUGGGGCUGGAGAGGGAUGCGAGAGAAUCCGCCGAGGCUGAUGUAGCUUCCCUGAACAGACGUAUCCAACUGGUUGAGGAGGAGUUGGAUCGUGCUCAGGAGCGUCUGGCCACAGCUCUGACCAAGCUGGAGGAGGCUGAGAAGGCUGCUGAUGAGAGUGAGAGAGGCAUGAAGGUGAUUGAAAACAGAGCAUCGAAGGAUGAGGAGAAGAUGGAGCUGCAGGAGAUCCAGCUGAAGGAGGCCAAGCACAUCGCUGAGGAGGCUGACAGGAAAUACGAGGAGGUCGCCCGUAAGCUGGUCAUCAUUGAGAGUGAUCUGGAACGUACAGAGGAGCGCGCUGAGCUCUCUGAAGGCAAAUGUGCUGAGCUUGAGGAAGAGUUGAAGACAGUCACAAACAACCUGAAGUCUCUUGAGGCUCAGGCAGAGAAGUACUCACAGAAGGAGGACAAGUACGAGGAGGAGAUCAAGGUUCUCACAGACAAGCUAAAGGAGGCUGAGACCCGUGCUGAGUUCGCUGAGAGGUCCGUGGCCAAGCUUGAGAAGACCAUUGAUGAUCUGGAGGAUGAGUUGUAUGCACAGAAGCUAAAGUACAAGGCCAUCAGCGAGGAGCUGGACCACGCCCUCAACGACAUGACCUCCAUGUAAUCUAUCACCUGCUUGUGUCUGCUUGUGCGUUAUGCUUAAAUUGUUUACAUCAUUUCACAACCAUCACAGACGCCACCCGCUGGUUGAGAGGCCUCUCUCUACUACAACUAUGUGGCAGUAUCGCCCAACAUCCUGUCCCCUAUGUCUCCACGUCUCUUCUCUACCACAGCACCACCGCACAUUGGGCCUCUGCUGCUGCUGCCAUCCUAUAGACCACCUUUUGUACAGAACCCUGACUCAUUUUGCUUUCUGUAAAAUAAACUUUACAUCCAACCAU
Oncorhynchus keta (chum salmon) is the source of this 1128-nucleotide messenger RNA. RefSeq names its product tropomyosin alpha-1 chain-like. Lineage: Eukaryota; Metazoa; Chordata; Actinopteri; Salmoniformes; Salmonidae. The record is from RefSeq and is a predicted model, not a curated record. Gene Ontology annotation, biological process: muscle contraction; actin filament organization. Gene Ontology annotation, cellular component: actin filament. Gene Ontology annotation, molecular function: actin filament binding. The transcript is spliced from 9 exons. Bases 105 to 851 code for a protein of 248 amino acids.